Tricharina praecox is the source of this 1200-nucleotide messenger RNA. Its product is annotated as DnaJ domain-containing protein. The coding region runs from base 189 to 950 and encodes 253 amino acids. The record is from RefSeq and is a predicted model, not a curated record. The transcript is spliced from 2 exons. Lineage: Eukaryota; Fungi; Ascomycota; Pezizomycetes; Pezizales; Pyronemataceae.
CCAACGUCAUCGGACAAUGAUGGUAGAUGCCAAGGCACUCGUGUCCUGACGUAAUAUGUAUGUGCGCCACAAGCAUAGUAUGUAUUGUACAUAGAGUGCCUCUACCUCUAUCAUCGCUAUCACGCCUCCUCUAACCUACACGCCUACACACUCCUCAACCGCCCAGCAAAGCAACAUUCCGGGAUGACAUGCUCUCACGCCCGCAAUUCACCUUAGGCCUCAGCCUCGGCCGCUCCCUCUUCCUCCUCCCCCGCCACCAGCAAUUCCACACAUCGCACCCCACCGCCGCCGUCGCCGCCGACCCACCAUCCCACUACGAAACCCUCCAGCUCCACGAGACCGCCACGCGCGCAGAUAUCAAAAAACGUUUCUACGAACUCUCGAAAUCGCACCACCCAGACCGACUGCACCUCCGCGGUGGCGGCAGCAGUGGUGACAAGAAGAAAUUCCUCGAGAUCUCGGGGGCAUACCAAGUUUUGCGCGACCCAUUGCAGCGGCAGCGCUACGACCGCGAGCUCCUGCGCGCACGCGGACAUCGGCCCACGGUCGGAGGUGCGAGACCAGCGACAGGGCUCUCCCGUCGCGGACCCGCGCCGAGGGGGCCGGUGCAGAGUUAUUACCGUAAUGCGGUGGCGGGCGCGGGGCCAGGGGCGUUUAGGGGGUCGGCGGUGAGGAAGGAGGGGGGAGGGGUUGGUGGGGUGGGAGGCGGCAUGGGGGGCGGCAUGGGCGUUAACGGCGGGGAGGGAGAGGUUAGGGGCUUUGAUGUCAAGGAGAAGCAGAGGAUGCAUGAGGCGCAUGAGGAGCGGAGGAAUCGAAGGAGGCAGACGGGUGGUGAUGGGUAUGAUCCUGGCGUUAUUGUGCCCAUCGUUGCUGUUACGGGGAUUUUGGCAUUUACGGUUUGGAGUGGGACGAAGGCUUUUCACGGCGGCGGGAGGGAGGAGAGGAAGUGAGUGAGUGUGUUGUACGAUAUAUGAUAAGAUGGUCUAUACCUAGAGGUGUAUAUGGGAAAUGUGUGUUUAGAAGUUGAGUUUUACAAGGUCGACUGCAAGUAUCUAUGCUAUCCGCCCCAAUGCCGUAUUUGCGGGGUGAGCUAACUGAUACUAUACAAACACUUCUCCCCAUCACCAGUAUGAUUGCUAUCUACCAAAGCCAUACUUCCGUGGAGAGAGAUUGUCUGGAAUAAAGAACGAUGAGUUCGAU